AUGAAUUUGUGGUACGGUCAUGGUCCUGGGAAGACUCAAAAAUCGGAACGGAUUGGUGGUUUUCAAAGCUCGCUGCGGAAACCAUCGAACCGUCCAUCGAGUCAAGUCUCCUCUCUAGUCUUCUCCGGGGAGUCGAACGAUUUGAUACGAGCUUUUCCAGGCACCGGAUAUGGGCUGAGUUAUGACCAUCCGAGGACCAAUCGUUGCUAUGAAUGCCACAGCAUCAAAAUAACGCGCCUGUCAGUGCCCCGAGCAUACAUCCUGGACGAUUAUCACCGGCAGAAUUCCGAAGGUGGACAGAUGGAGGCGUCGUCAGGCCACAGCAGCGAAAGCAACGAGCUGUUCCACCCACCCCACGCCGGGCAUGGCCGAGCCAUCUACGAAUCGGAUGGACCACCAGAUGGCGAGCCGAGAACGAGUGCGGCCACCCGAAGGCAUCCUCAUCAUCACGACGGCCGGGGCCACCAUCUGGUGCUCGACUGCGAGUACGAUAUCGAUCCGGCCGAGAAGGGCUUCGUGCUCAAGUGGCUCUUCAAUGGAAAAAUGAUCUACCAAUGGAUUCCGCCGCGAAGGCCGUCGUUUAACUUUAGCGAAAUCCGCCAUCAGGUGAAUCGAAGCUUCACCGUCAACAAUGAGGCACUGCACAAACAUCGGGCCCUGGCGCUGGUCCGGCCAUUGAAGAAUUUUACCGGCGAUUACUCCUGUCGGGUUUCGACGUUCGAGGGCCAAGAAACGAGGACCUCCCGGAUGACCGUUAUAGUCCCCGAGAAAGACUUCAAGCUGAAGUACUACACGACCAACAUCAGCAACCUGGUGACGGUGAUCUGCAGCGUGUACGGCAUCUAUCCGGCACCAUCUCUUUCGCUCUGGGUCAACGAGUACCAGCUGGAAAAUGUCACCGUCAAUGUUCUGCUCACCCAGGCCGAACUAUUUGACAGUUCCAUCAGCAUCCAGCUGGUUCUGUACGAGAGCAUCCGGCCGGACGACGUCAUCAAGUGCAUGGUCGGCAUCAAUCGGACCGACUAUUCCGUUACCAAGGAGACUGUCUUUGUGGACGUAAAUGCACCAGUGUUAGAGAACAACUCAAUACUGGACUCAACUAGCUCGACUGUUGAUUCCAUCCGAUUACCGGUCAGCUCCACAACAGAAAGCUACCAGACAUCCUCAACGUCAACAAUGAACAAUGAAGUGGAUGAUCCACCAACGCCAGCGUACACAAUCAGUACGGCCAGUUCUAUGGCGACCGUCACAAUUUCGACGGAGCAACCCUGGAAAGAAAGAAAGAUGCAGCAGCAUCCGGGCAUUCAGCAUCAUCCACCUGGACCUCCGCAGCAGCCAGGCAUCGUGAGGCUGAGGCCAACUUCCGGCCGGGUCCUAACAGUGGUCCAGCAAGCGUCCAACGGUGACUCCGAUGAAGUUACCAAUGUGCUGGAUUUCAAGGAAGUCCUCUUCAACGAUAAUCUACUGUACAGCAGUAGAAACGGAGCAGCAGCAACGGUUCUAAGAACUUUCCCAAUUCUGCGAUGGUGUGUUCCAAGCUGGCUGCUGGCAUCAUUCAUCACCAUCUGUGCCCACAUCCUUCUUCGGAAAUCUUCGGUUGCCAACCUACUCAACGUCAUCGUUGAUUCGUCCUUGUAAUACAGCUGCAUCGUUCCCCCCUAAAAUGUGUUACAUAAACCAACAAUUAUUAUUAAGUCUACUCCUACUGUAUACAGCUCGCGCGGCGCGUUUAUUGUAUCGCUUCUAUAUCCUUAUAAGUAUUAUUCCACGCCCUACCUUACUUAGUACCAUAUUUAGUACCAACCAUGGUUCUUAUUUGUUGAAAAAAGAGACGAGAAGACGAAUGAAGAAAUUUCUCACAAGUAAGUGGAGACGCAGCUGAUGCAAAAAUCGGAAGAAAAGUAACGAUGAGUAAAACGAAACCACACGUGGCGUGGCACGUUCGAAUCCACCCUUUCCCCAAAACGUGUCUGUGUCUAGACUGUAUGUGUCUUGUAUGUGUGCUUCAGCUUCCCUGUAUAGAGAUUUAAAAUUUAAAAAAAAUGUGUAUAGAGAGAACUUAAAUGGAAAGUAAGAAACCGGAAAUCGUGAAUAUCCGGGAACUGAGACGAGAGGAUGGAAAAUAGUUCUGAUCUACGAAACAUUCUACACGCAAAGAUUAUUCAUUUUACGUCUUUGGCUUUCUUGAAGGCUCGAGAACUGUAUAGGAUUAUUUUAAUACAGUUUUUUUUCAUCUCAUGACUGUUACGUCCAAGGCAUAUCUUUUUCUUAAGCAAUAUUUUUAUCCAAACACUUUCUGCUGAUUGUAAGUUUUCUAUAUUUUUUUUGGAUUGAAUAUUUUUCAAAUUAUUUUUGAUUUUGAUCUCAAGUUAAAUGUUUUCUCCAAUAAAUUGACAACUGACAAUAAAGAUAAAUAUAUUUUCAAAAUCACUCAAAAAACAUCUAAAUUUUAAUCAAAGACUUGCUACCAGUUAUUACCCACUAUCUAGUUUUCGCUAAAUCGAAUAAAAAAUAACUGCAAAUAUGAAAUUGAUAUCCAAACGGACUUCAAAGGUAUCAUUAUUCAAAAUUAUUUUCGCGCUAACCUGAACUUACUUAUAAUUGAGCCCGAAAAAAAACCCUCAGAAUGACAUGUGUGAGUCUUAAGCUGACGUGAGACCCCCCCCAUUUCCAUGCAGAUAUUCCAAGAAGGGUACAAGUGCGAAAACUCGAUUAAACUUUUUCCGACCGCGAAGAAAAAAACCCAUUUUCUUGGUGGGUUUCAUUCCAACUUCCCACCUUUCUCCGGUUUUUUUUUUUGUUUUUUUUUCUGCAACACAGCGCAAUUUGGAAGGUAGUUUUCCUCUUUUCGUGGUACCAUGAUGAUUGGUCGGGAAACAAAUGUGCUACAUACAGUUCAGCUGUCGAAAAUUCCAAGGAAAUGGAGAAGUUUUUUUGUGUGUUUUUUUCUGGAGAAAGCUGAUUUUCUCCCAAACAUAUGUGUGCCAUUGAUGGACCUCCCCUGAAAAUAUUAAGGUUAAGUUGUUGUGGGAUGAAUUUCGGCAUAAAAUAAAAGAAAUCCUUUAGCCAGACAAGGUCGUUAAAACGGCCGAAAGUGCUUAUGUUUGUGCGUGGGCAAUAUUUCUCUGCUUCCGCCAGUAGCACGUGUGAGGCGAUUUUGAAAAGCAGUAAAAUUUUGGGCUAGCCUCGGAUGGGUAAUGUAUAGACAAGCAGCCAGAGCGAAUACAAAAAUAAACUUUUGUGUUCAUCAAUUAAGACCAAGAUUUUCUUACACCUCAAUUUUUUUGAUUCAAAUAUGUCUCGUAAUUUUUUUUAAGACAAGAAAAUCUAGUUUUCGAGUUCUCACCCGUCUAGCUCCAUGUUUGAGACGAGCUAUCUCUUGAAAUAAUUUAAUUUUUCCUGAUAUAACGUUUGACCUAAUCAUAGAAAAGCGGAGAACGAGAUGUUGUUCACUGUGAGUCCACUGAGGUGGCCUUUAGUUAUAUGGAGGUUUUUUAAGGCCAAAAUUUCAUUGCACCCACCCCCUAAUAUUGAUCCUUUUAUCAAUGAAGCUAAUUGUGCAACAUUUUAUUUUGAUUGGAUAACUCUAAGGUGACUCUCAAAAGCCUCAAAGUUCUUGGAAAAUUGUAAAAAAUUUCAAUUGAAAAAUGCAACACUGAAAAAAAUUAACAAUUUUAUUUAAGUCAAGAUAGGCUUGAAUUGGAACAACUUUUUUGAAGUCAACAAGCAGGUUGUUUAGAACUAAGCGAAAAAAAAAGUUGCAGACCUCUUUGUUUUUCCAAACAUAAUGUAUAGGUAAGAUUGCCAGAUUGCGGUUUUAUUCGGGUUAGCCCGGGUAUUUAAAAUAAAAUUUGGAAAAAAAUCCAGUCCAACUCGGUGGCCCAAAUUUCAUUGAAAAAGUCCGGGUUUUUUUCGAGUUUGUUUUCAUUCUCAUUCUAAAAUCAAAUGAAAAAAAAAAUUGUGUUGUAAACAUUUUUUUGUGCACCUUAAACGAAAUUUUUUGAGCAAGUUUCAUAAAAAUAAUUAUUUAUUGUUUUUAAAUUGCGACCCAGAGAUGGGUCUUGACUCAAACAUUCAGUCAGCGAAACUUUUUUUUUUGUAGAGAAAUGAAUCCAACUUAGAUGAAAUUUCAGGGACUAGAUAAGAGAAAAACUUGAACCCACAUCUUGCGCCUCUCCGGGGCCCAUGUAUUAACAUUCUACUACAGGAAACCAACCUGGCGUAUGAAUGGGUUCAAGAUGUUCAAGUCUCACCGGGAGACAAGGCGAAUUUUUUUCGCAUGUUUUUCAACAUCGAUUUUCUCUUAUCUAGUCCCUGAAAUUUCAUCUAAGUUGGAUUCAUUUCUCUACAAAAAAAAUAAUUAUUUAUUUAUAAUUUUUUUCAUAAAAAAAAUAUUUCAAGUUUUUUUUCUUGAUUUUUGAUGAGUAAAUCCUCGGUUUUGACCAAAUUUGCCCAGUUAUUGCCCAGAUUUUGGUCGACAGUUUUGAAUAUAAAUGACUGGAUUUUGCCUGAUUUUUAGAUAAAACAGCCCGGAUUUGCUCGGUUCGGAUAAGUGAUGAAUAAAUUCUGGCAACCUUAUGUACGGGGAUAUGUAUGAGAAAUAAAAAAUUUGACAAAAAUAUCUGCAACUUUUCUAGUGCACUUUACACAUGUUUUUCAUCUUAGAAAAACUUUCUCGUCAACAAUCUUGAAAAUAGAACAUUAAAAAUUUUUAAAACUCCAAGAUUGUUAAAGUGAUUUUUGUAAGAUUAUUCUUCGUUCUUGAAAGAUUGGAAUGAUUUGGAAAUGCAUAGUCAAUGAAUGAACAGGGCUCAAUCAACUCUUUUUGCCACAAACAUUUGUAUGAUUGAUACAAAACGGAAAGGAAACAAACAUCUAUCUAAUGAUUUUUUUUUCUAUUUUCCCCACGAUCUGCGAACUGUUUUUUUUUUGCAUAAUUUGUUAGAGUUUUAUCUAUUAUUUUUUAAAUGAAUUGGA
Molecule: messenger RNA, 4977 nt
Organism: Uranotaenia lowii
Lineage: Eukaryota; Metazoa; Arthropoda; Insecta; Diptera; Culicidae
Exons: 5
Coding region: 1-1638 (545 amino acids)
Source: RefSeq, a predicted model, not a curated record